Elephantulus edwardii (Cape elephant shrew) is the source of this 741-nucleotide messenger RNA. Its product is annotated as cationic trypsin-3-like. Gene Ontology annotation, molecular function: serine-type endopeptidase activity. Bases 1 to 741 code for a protein of 246 amino acids. Gene Ontology annotation, biological process: proteolysis. Lineage: Eukaryota; Metazoa; Chordata; Mammalia; Macroscelidea; Macroscelididae. The record is from RefSeq and is a predicted model, not a curated record. The transcript has 5 exons.
AUGAAGACCUUAAUCAUCCUCGCUCUCUUGGGAGCUGCAGCCGCUUUCUCCACUGAUGAUGAUGACAAGAUCGUCGGGGGCUACACCUGCCAGGCCAACUCUGUGCCUUACCAGGUGUCCCUGAACUCCGGCUACCACUUCUGCGGCGGCUCCCUCAUCAACAGCCAGUGGGUGGUGUCCGCAGCUCACUGCUACAAGUCCCGAAUCCAGGUGCGUCUCGGAGAACACAACAUUGAGGUCCUGGAGGGCAACGAGCAGUUCAUCAACUCAGCCAAGGUCAUCCGCCACCCCCAGUACAGCUCUUCCAAACUUGACAAUGACAUUAUGCUCAUCAAGCUGAACACUCCAGCUACCAUCAGCUCUCGCGUGUCCACCAUCUCUCUGCCAACUUCCUGUGCUGCUACUGGCACCCAGUGCCUCAUCUCUGGCUGGGGCAACACCCUGAGCAGUGGCACCAACUACCCUGAGCUGCUGCAGUGUCUGAAGGCACCUGUCCUCUCUGACGCCCAGUGCAAGGCAGCCUACCCAGGCCAGAUCACCAGCAACAUGAUCUGCCUGGGCUUCCUGGAGGGCGGCAAGGACUCUUGCCAGGGUGACUCUGGUGGCCCCGUGGUCUGCAAUGGGCAGCUCCAGGGCAUCGUCUCCUGGGGCUACGGCUGUGCUCAGAAGGGAAAACCUGGUGUCUACACCAAGGUGUGCAACUACGUGAACUGGAUUACUCAGACCAUUGCUGCCAACUAG